CGUAUAUUCUGCUUUAGUGCGUUGUGGAAAAUUCACAGAAACACACCGUAAAACAUGAGGCUAUGGUUAGUUUUUCUGGGUUUCGUUGUUGUUCAUGGUGGAGUUAUAGGGCCUGAGCCUCAGUGUUCGAAAUUUCACUACGAAGAACAACUUCUGGAGAAAAUGGUAAGAAUGGAGGUGAAAGUUGAAGGUGUGGAGAAACGAAUUAUGGAAACUAAUCAACGUGUGCUGGACGUUCUUGGAAAUCUGCAAACAGAGAGAAAAGACAUGAAGAAUGAAUUCAAUGAAUUGCAGAUACAAUAUUCUAAAGAAAUGGAGGAACGUAUUGCUGAUAUUGAAAAAUUAAAAGAUACCCUCCUGACAGAAACAGUAGCGUUUAAAGCACGUGGACCCUCAGAUAAAAGUCUUGGCACCGGCAAAACUAUAGUAUUUGCAGAGACAAUGUUAAACAAAGGUGGAGCAUACGAUAAUGUCACGGGAAUGUUUACGGUUCCUGUGAGCGGGGCAUACCUUUUUACCAUCCAGCUGUGUAUACUGAAUAAGAAACAAAUGCAUUAUGGUAUCAUGAUUGACAACUCACUGUACACGUCUGGAAGAUUCUACGACAAUGACGCAUACACUUGCGAUUCGGCUGAUGCUAUAACUGUUCUGGAAGGAGGAGAAAGAGUUUACGUCAAGUGUCUAUAUUCACCGUCGUCGUCUGGAGACAUUCUGUAUGAGUAUAGCAGUUCAACAUACAAUUACUGGAGUAGCUUUUCCGGCUUGCUGAUUCACAGAUAAAUAAGCUUAAUUAUACCAAUGAUAUCCUUAAUCGUGACACUUACAGAGCAUUUACGUUUAACACGUAAACUUUAUAUUAUUUCAAGGUUUUAUACACACAAACUUAUCUAGUUUUGUUACAUGUCAUUGACACUAUAUUAAUCGCAGUCACCUCGCUCAGAAAAUCAUGUUGGUUAAAAAGAAACUAGGUUUUCUUGUCGGAUUCAUUACUUCAUCAUUUAAUCGUAUUUUCUGCAUACUGUUCUUGUUAUAAAUUUUUGAUGUAAUGGAACAUACAUAAAUUAAUACCCUUUUGAAACUAGCCUUAUCAGGAUUACGUUUGAUACAAUUUUGCUAUUUCCGCAUCAAAAACGUCAUUGUGGAAGAAAAACUGCGAUGUGCUCUAACUGUCAAUACGAUAGCAGUUAUAUCUAUAUCCAAUACCACAUGUACCACACCACCUAUACCACCGACCAUAAUUGUUACGAGUGACGCAAGAUUGAUAUGGUAGAUUGAUUUGAAUACAAAGUACACCAGAAUUACAUUUGUCUGGCGACUCCUCCUGAAGGAUGUUAGUUAUACUAAUUUGUAUAUAGUAUAAGAUCAAGCAAUACGCGUGGUUAUUAUAUUAGAUAAUGUUUAUAAUUUGAUUUUGGCUGCUGGUCUCUAGUCCCACGUCCUACCACUGUAUUGUUUGUUGAUUUAACCGUGUUGUAUGUCACAGGCAUGAAUGUGGAUGUCAUUCUCAAUGAAUGUUUGUAGUCAUGCCCGUUUUAACUUUAAGAAAAUUAGGAUAUCUUCUGUGGACUGGCGGUUUUUUUCAAGGUCAAGCAAACGCUUUGGCCUACAAACAUCAAACUGCAUAUAAUGAAUUUUUGUGAUAAUUAGAUAACAUGGUUUUAUAAAAAAGUUCAAUAUCACAGUGACAUUGUGACCAAAAACGGUUUUCGCGCUGAACGCUGUAGUAUACAGCCGUUUAACUUCAAAGUAUUAUUGCUUGUGGUCAUUAAAUGACUUCUAUAGUUCCGGAGGUCAAGUUAAUGGUCAAGGUCACAGAGAUAUGAACACUAGAAACGGUUUCCGCUCAAUAGCUAAAAAUUUCUUCGGCAACGUUGUCAAACUUAUCUUUUCAUUAAUACGUCUUCCUGUCAGGAACUAAAAGACGCUUUGGUUUACAUUCUUCAAACUUAAUAGGAUUGCCUGUGAUCAGUAGUAUUGUUUUGGUGGGUGGUGGGUCAAACGUCAGUGUCAAAGUGGUCUUGAUACUGAAAAUGGUUUCCGUUCAAUAACUAAAAACGCUUUGGCACGCAGUCAAACCUCGUCUUUUGUUAUAUUAACGCUAUGAAUUCAAUAAAAAAUCACCAGCUUCCUAUAUAAUAAAAAAGUGUACAGUAUUUAUUCAUUUCUAUAAAACGUAGUUAUAAUAUUAUAUAUUUUAUGUAUAAAAUGACCCAUCUUGAUUCCAUAUUCCACAAGUAAGUAUGAAUCUGAUAAAGACUCGAACCACGAGGAACUACAAGCAUGACAUUGUCUUCGUUGAAUUUGACACGCUCGGGUGUCAGGCCCGUUCCGUAAUCCGAAAUAUCUUUACCCGGUUACCAUUGAAAUUCACGAUUUUGAUUAAAAGCUUGUCCCCAAUAAUAAUCGUCAUUAUUGGCAUUAGCGACGCAAAUGUUAUUAUAUCUGUCUACAUAAACUGCUUCUGAAUUUCAAUUCUAUGAAUUCACUUUUCAAUUUUAUUAUUGACGGAAGCGUAAUAAAAUAUUGCAUGCCUCUGCCUCGCAAACCACA
Molecule: messenger RNA, 2550 nt
Organism: Mercenaria mercenaria
Lineage: Eukaryota; Metazoa; Mollusca; Bivalvia; Venerida; Veneridae
Exons: 2
Coding region: 55-780 (241 amino acids)
Molecular function (GO): protein binding
Source: RefSeq, a predicted model, not a curated record